Messenger RNA from Aedes albopictus (Asian tiger mosquito), 1547 nucleotides. RefSeq names its product putative serine protease K12H4.7. Gene Ontology annotation, biological process: proteolysis. The coding region runs from base 12 to 1481 and encodes 489 amino acids. NCBI's taxonomy places the organism in Eukaryota, Metazoa, Arthropoda, Insecta, Diptera, Culicidae. The record is from RefSeq and is a predicted model, not a curated record. Gene Ontology annotation, molecular function: dipeptidyl-peptidase activity; serine-type exopeptidase activity. The transcript has 2 exons.
AACUUAUCACCAUGAUUACAAAGGCUAGUCUACUUCUCGGCAUCGCGGUUGCCCUAGCUUCCGCCGCAAUCAAUAUCAACCCAAGCCGUCCGGUACUAUUUGGAACCAAUAGGAUCAUACCGAGAAAUCUUGGAAGCAAUGCCGAGUCCAACAAUACGGCCCUUUGGAAUACGGUGAAUCUACGGCAAGUCUAUACGAACCCUCAGAAUAGGAACUCUUUCCCGAUGCGAUACGUAACGAACAACCGUUACUAUCGAAGAGGAGGACCGAUUUUCCUGUUUGUCGGAGGUCCGUGGACCCUGGAAGCGCACUACGUUGAACAGGGACACUUGGUGGAUAUGGCCGCCGAGAUGAACGGCUUCUUGGUUGCUAAUGAACUGCGGUAUUACGGCGAGAGUAUUCCGGUAGAAGACGUCAGUCGUAACAACUUCCGGUACUUGCACAACGUUCAAAUUUUAUCGGAAUUGGCUACGUUCAUCGCACAUCUCAAGGAAGACGUCGUGAGAGAUCCCAACGCCAAGGUCGUGCUGGUUGGAGUUGGAUAUUCAGCCGCUCUUGCUCAGUGGAUGCGGCAACGUUUCCCUCAUUUGGUACAUUCAGUGUGGUCCUCGAGUGGAAUGGUACGAGCUAGUAGCAACUAUCAGGAGUUUGCUGAAGAUGUUGGAGAAUCGAUUCGUCGCUUUGGUAGUAACGAAUGCUAUAGCACUAUUUUCCGUGGUUUCCGUACCGCCGAGAAUCUCAUAGACGCUGGAUUAUCAACAACCGUGGAUGAGCUAUUCCAUACCUGUAGUCCCAUCGCGGCGUCGAACGCCUUGGACGUGGAAGCCUUCUUCUACGGAAUCUUCAACGAAAUCAGCCAGGAAGUCGUUGACAUCAACCUUCGUCAGAAUAUCCCAGAAAUGUGCGAGUCGUUGACCGCUUCCGAUGAUGAAAACAGUCUACUCGUUUUGGCCAACUGGCUCACUAGUCGCUUCCCGAACGCAGACUGUCUGGCAAUGGAUUUCCAAAGCAUAGUGGAUACGUAUGCACCAAUCGAACUGGACAGCGAGAUUGUCCAGUCUGGUGAGCGUCAGUGGAUGUUCCAACGUUGUACCGAGCUAGGGUGGCCCCUUACGGCUAGAUCACAGUAUCAACCAUUUGGCCGCCGGUUCUCGACAGAUCUUUUCCACGGAAUUUGUGAACAACUUUUCGAUGAUUGGUUGACUCGCGAUCGAUUCGAGGCUCUGAUUCGACAAACCAACGACUAUUACGGUGGUGAUCGUCCCGACAUUCGGUACAGUAUUUAUACACACGGAUCGCUGGAUCCUUGGCGGUUUGCCGGAAAGAGGAACGUCGUAUUCAACAAUAACUAUGUAAACAUCAUUGCGGAUGCUUUCCACGGGCAGGAUAUGGCAUCCAUUACGGACGAAGAUUCGACCGAGUUGAGAAACAGCAAGGUGAUGGUGAGAGAUACUAUUCGUCGCUGGUUGGAUACCAGAUAAAUUAUCGUAAUUGUGGUUGUGGUUGAUACCAAAUACUAACUAGGUUGUCACGCCUUCAAUCAUCUA